UUAAUAUGGGAGUGUAAAAAACAGAGUGUAGGAAAGACUUUACCCCAAAUUGAUAUCAAGGAGAGGAAGCUCCAGAGUUAAUUUGAAAGGACAGAAUUUGGGAAAAGUAGAUUUAAAACUAUACCAUGAGUUUGUCGGCGGCAGGGGCGGCGGCGGUGGCUUCAUCGGCGACGGAUGAUGGUCAUCCCUUACAUCAUGAAUUGGCGGUGGCGGUGGCGGACGUUACUGCAAUAUCCAUUCAAGAUCGCAAGGAUCAGACCCUUCUUGCGCUUAAGUCUGAGUUGAUGGGGAAACUCGAUAAAGAGGUUAAAUCUCUAGAUGAUGAUAGCUGGAUGUUCGAUGGACCUCGAUCACGUAUUAAUUUGAUUUCGCGACCAGGUGGUCUUCGACAUGGGCACAAAAAAUUGUCAGCUUGUCACGACAUGGCUCCACGAAAAUGAUGAAGAUAUCCUCAAUGCUUCUACUUUGGUUGCUGAUGUCUUUUCGGUUGGGAAGUGAGCUUCAUCCGAACUAUGAUACGUUCUUCUUUCCGCUCGUCUGAUUUGAUCCUCUCUGCGAACUGAAGAUAUUUUGAAAGAAACUAUAGUAGGAAUGUGCAUGCGUAAGGUUAGUGAGAGUGAGUGUGUCUACGCUUGUGGAGCUUCUUGGCAGGGAGGAAAAAUGUAGAAAGGGAAAUGCCAUUUUAGACAAACUGAGUGCUAAACUUGAGCAUAGCACUAUAUUAGGACGCUCCAAAGAUGUGUGUUCCUUCUAUUUCUUCUGUAUAUGUGAAGAUUAUUAGAGCAUUCACAUCCGUUGAGUAAGGAGCUUAUUCAACGGAGUAGGAGACCACUUAUGAGUAAGCAAUAUGCAUUGGUGAGACUCACCUACUUACUCA
Molecule: messenger RNA, 877 nt
Organism: Salvia miltiorrhiza (redroot sage)
Lineage: Eukaryota; Viridiplantae; Streptophyta; Magnoliopsida; Lamiales; Lamiaceae
Product: protein SAMBA
Exons: 3
Coding region: 126-440 (104 amino acids)
Biological process (GO): negative regulation of organ growth
Molecular function (GO): anaphase-promoting complex binding
Source: RefSeq, a predicted model, not a curated record